Brassica napus (rape) is the source of this 2509-nucleotide messenger RNA. Its product is annotated as cysteine-rich receptor-like protein kinase 24. Gene Ontology annotation, molecular function: protein kinase activity; ATP binding. The record is from RefSeq and is a predicted model, not a curated record. NCBI's taxonomy places the organism in Eukaryota, Viridiplantae, Streptophyta, Magnoliopsida, Brassicales, Brassicaceae. The coding region runs from base 92 to 2104 and encodes 670 amino acids. The transcript is spliced from 7 exons. Gene Ontology annotation, biological process: protein phosphorylation.
GACUGUUCACCAAAAGUCCGUUUGGGAAAAUUCAAUGACGAUUUGUCAAAUUUGUAGACCACGGAGAGAUUGAAAAUAAAGUUGAAAAUCCAUGCUUGAAAAAAUUGUAUCUUUCAAGACUCGAGAGGCUUUCAUUUUAAGACAUUCAAACACAAUUAUAGGAAAGAACAAAAUGAUCAACUUGUUAGUAUCCUUCUGGUUUGUGCUCAUAAGCACUGCCUACGCAAAUACUUGCCUUAACAGAUCUGGUUUCUUCGCACCCAAUGGUGCUUACGACUUAAACCGACAAGCCAUGCUCUCUACCCUUCCUUCUAACGUCACAGCUAAUGAUGGCUUCUAUACCACGUCGACGGGACAAGAUCCCAACAGAGUAUACGGUUUAGGGAUGUGUUUCCCAGGUACCGAAGCAGGAUCUUGUUCUGAUUGUAUCAUCGCUGCCUCUAAUGGGUUGGUACAUAAUUGUACUACUCAGACAGAAGCUAUAGACUGGAGGAUGUAUAGAAAUACACUUUGUCUUGUACGCUACUCAAACCGCUCGUUUUACGGAUCGCUCGAUAUGCAAAUUAUACGAAGUAAUAAUUAUACUAGAGAUUUUCAGUUUAACAUGACGGAUCUAGAGAUUACAUGGGAGGCUUUGAUGAUUGGUUUGAUAGAUCAAGCUUCCUCUUUGUACUACGCAGCCAGAACGCAGAAGCUUGAGUCGUCUACCUCCCACGUUUACGGUGUUGUGCAGUGCAGUAGAGACUUAUCUCUUCAAAACUGCACCCGGUGUCUACAACAAAACGUGAUUGAGUAUACAUCUUGUUGCCGUGGGACACAAGGAGGCACUAUUUCUAGGCCUAGCUGUUUCGUUCGGUGGGAGGUUUAUCCUUUCUUGGCACUUUUGGAUAAUAUGCCUCCUCUUGAGAAAGAUGGCAAAGGUGUUUCUACAGGAACUAUUGUGGCAAUUGUCAUUGUUCCUAUCUUGUUGCUUUCUCUAGGAUUUGCUAUUUGGAUGAGGAGAAAAUCGCAUAAAGCAUUAAUAACAACUGCAAGUUCACUUCAAUUCGAUUUUAAAGCUAUCGAAGCUGCAACAAGUAAUUUUCACAACAUUAACAAGCUUGGUCAUGGUGGAUUUGGUGAAGUUUACAAGGGAACGUUUCCGAAUGGAACAGAGAUUGCUGUGAAGAGACUAUCUAAAACUUCAGGACAAGGUGAAAGAGAAUUCAAGAACGAAGUUCUUCUUGUAGCUAAACUUCAACAUAGAAAUCUUGUUAGGCUUCUUGGGUUUUGUGUCCAAGGAGAGGAAAAGCUACUAGUCUAUGAGUUUUUGCCAAACAAAAGUCUUAACUACUUCCUCUUUGGUGGUAAGAAAAACAAACAUAUGAUAAUAUGUGCAGACUCAGCAAAGAGGAGCCAAUUAGAUUGGACAAGACGAUACAAGAUCAUUGGAGGGAUCACUCGAGGAAUUUUGUAUCUUCAUCAAGAUUCACGGCUUACAAUCAUACACCGUGAUCUUAAGGCCAGCAAUAUUUUAUUAGAUGCAGAUAUGAACCCAAAAAUUGCGGAUUUUGGUAUGGCUAGGAAUUUCAGAAUGGACCAAACGGAAGAUAACACAGGAAGAGUAGUUGGAACAUUCGGUUACAUGCCGCCGGAAUAUGUUGCGAAUGGGCAGUUCUCGACUAAGUCUGAUGUGUAUAGUUUCGGAGUAUUGAUUCUGGAGAUUAUUGGUGGAAAAAAGAAUAGUAGCUUCCACGAGAUAGAUGGUUCAACAGGCAACUUGGUUACAUAUGUAUGGAGGCUUUGGAACAAUGAUUCAUUGUUGGAACUCGUAGAUCCAGUCACAGGAGAUAACUAUGAUAAGUAUGAAGUCAUCAGAUGCGUCCAUAUUGGGUUAUUAUGUGUUCAAGAAAAUCCAACAAAUCGUCCAAGCAUGUUCACAAUAUGUCAGAUGCUCACUAAUACUUCAAUUACACUGCCUGUGCCCCAACCUCCUGGGUUUUUCUUCAGAGUCAGAUCAGAGAAUAUCCCAUUAGCUGAGAGCUUUCAGCCAGCUCCGUCCUCUAGCAUGUCCAUUGCUUGUUCUGUAAAUGAUGCAACGAUCACGUGUGUUAGUCCUCGUUAAAAGCCAGGCUAUUGUUUAAUAUAUAUAUUUUUUCAUAAACGAGUAUUAAUAAUGAAACCUAGUGAAGUCAGGUAUCAAGACUGUCAUGAAGUUCAUCGACAGCCAAACAUCUAUCUUAUGUCAUUUAUCAUUGCAUUGAAACAGAAAAUCGAUCUCCCUUACAAAAUUCAAAUGUCUCGUUUGUAAAACAAGACAGAAUAUAAAAAGGGAAGCAGUUUCUCUCUCCCAAUAGAUCUGGUGGUUGUAAAACCCUGAAAGUAUACGUGUAUAGAUUAAUAUAGUCGAGUCUUCUUAACGGAGAAGUCUCGGUGAAGCGUCCCUGCCCUAACCGUCUUCGACUGGUCCAUGAGAUCCAACAUCUGUAAUUCCAACAAGAAAAUAUUUUUAUUCUUUCUUAUGAUUUUU